Molecule: messenger RNA, 417 nt
Organism: Orcinus orca (killer whale)
Lineage: Eukaryota; Metazoa; Chordata; Mammalia; Artiodactyla; Delphinidae
Product: NADH dehydrogenase [ubiquinone] 1 beta subcomplex subunit 3-like
Exons: 3
Coding region: 1-417 (138 amino acids)
Biological process (GO): mitochondrial respiratory chain complex I assembly; electron transport chain
Cellular component (GO): mitochondrion
Source: RefSeq, a predicted model, not a curated record
AUGCUUCCAGAGCCGGUUGGCAUCCCCACAGAAACAGCUGCAGAACCAGAAAUGGAGGGCCCAGGAGGCAUCCAUGAAAAGCAAGUAACAACAACAUGGCCGGCCCAUGGACAUGGGCAUGAACAUGGUCAUAGUAAAAUGGAACUUCCAGAUUAUAAACAACAGAAGAUAGAAGGGACACCAUUAGAAACUGUCCAGGAGAAGCUGGCUGCACAAGGGCUAAGGGAUCCAUGGGGCCGCAGUGAAGCUUGGAGAUACACAGGUGGCUUUGCAAAUAAUGUUUCCUUUGUUGGUGUAUUAUUAAAAGGAUUCAAAUGGGGAUUUGCUGCACUUGUGGUAGCUGUAGGGGCUGAAUAUUACCUGGAGUCCUGGCAAAAAGAGGCAUCACUGAAGAUAAUACCUGGAAGUAUCUUUUAA